GAUACCUUCAUUAACGUUUCUGUCGGCUGCUAAGCUUAAUCAGCACAACUACAUUAACCAUCGUCACACACAUUAGUUCUGUUGACAUCAUCUGGAAACCGUAUCAGUACUAAUUCCGACCGCGCGUGUGAAUAAUUGGCUUCUAACGCCAUAAUGUGGGGUAGAUAUGCAAGUUUUGUUCCCUGUGAAAAUUAACCGUGAGACGUAGCGAUAACUUGCUAUACCAACGAAAUGGUGUAGGUGUAUAUGUUGGCUGUACUGCGUAUACAUGGCUGUGGUGGGGGAGGUGUGGCUGUCUGCUGUUUGUUGACGUUUGGAGCUCAUCCUUGUGUCUAGGAGAAGAUGAUUGAAGCUUCCGGAGAAAGGACUGUUACUGGUCAUCCAUACGACACCACUCAAUACUACAUAGGGCUCGGGCUUGCUGUUAGCUCCAGUGCUUUUAUCGGUUCGAGUUUUAUUAUAAAAAAGAAAGCACUGUUGAGAUUGUCACGUUCUGGCUCAGUGCGGGCUGGCGCUGGAGGAUUUGGCUAUCUGAAAGAAUGGCUCUGGUGGGCCGGCUUUUUGUCUAUGGGGGUGGGUGAGGCAGCUAAUUUUGCUGCGUAUGCAUUUGCACCUGCCUCACUGGUAACACCACUUGGUGCACUUAGUGUACUGGUUGCAGCAGUCCUGGCAUCAUAUUUUCUUGGUGAAAAACUGAAUCUUCUUGGCAAGAUGGGAUGCUUUCUCUGCAUCUUGGGCUCAACUGUUGUUGUCAUCCAUUCUCCAAAAGAAGAAGAAAUAGAAAAUUUGGACGUCUUGAAGCAGAAACUGUUAGAUCCAGGUUUUGUAUUCUAUGUUUUCCUAGUGUUGGCACUAACACUGGCAAUUAUAUCAUACUUCGGCCCACGAUAUGGACAACGAAAUGUUGUGGUUUACAUUAUGUUAUGUUCUGCAAUUGGUUCCCUCAGUGUUAUGAGCUGUAAGGGCCUAGGACUUGCUAUCAGGGACACCAUUACAGGGAAAUCAAAUGAGGUAUCCAACUGGCUGACAUGGCUUCUGCUGAUGGCUGUUAUUCUCUGUAUUUCAAUACAGAUGAAUUACCUAAACAGAGCACUUGAUCUCUUUAACACUGGUAUUGUGACUCCUAUUUAUUAUGUUCUUUUCACGACACUAGUAAUUGUGUCAUCAGCAGUGUUGUUUCGUGAGUGGCAGGAUGUGGGACCUGAAGACAUUGUUGGAGGCAUGUGUGGCUUUCUUACUGUUGUAACAGCCAUAUUUCUACUCAAUGCAUUCCGUGAUAUUGACAUUUCGUAUUCAGAUGUGAGAAGUAUGUUGCGUCCAAGAAAGACAGGUAUUGUAUCUGUGGGAACUGAAGGAAACAGAGCAAAUGGAGUUUCUGCUUCAGCUGUUUACAGAGACACAAAGCGACUGUUAGGCAGUGAUGAUGAAUCUUCAUCAUAUGGCAGUCCUGGUCCAACUCCUCCUGUAUGACCCAUGGCUACUCCUGCUACAUUUCGCAGGCUUCAGUCUUCAGGACUGUAUCCAUAGUGUUAUUAUUCCCAACAACUUUGAAGGAUAUGUACAAAGAUAUUUGUAUUAUUUUUUCUGUUGGAGAGACUGAAUCAGGAAAUUAUCUGUGAUUGGUGUUAGCUGUGAUAUGCGCAACAGUGACUGCCGGUUGUAAACAGUUUUAUGGCUCUGUGUUUGUCACUUAAACAUUGAUGUGUGUCUUUUGUAUGUAUAAAUGUAAUGUAUUGCUGUGUGGUAUUUAUAAGACUUGAACUUAUUUAUUCAUACAAUUGAGUCAUAUUCAGUGUACAAAUAAUGCAGAUAGUUAUACUAUAAUUUGUUAGUAAUACCAUUUCAAUGUUUAAUGUUGGUAGUCUGAAUAUUUAAGUAAUUUUCAAAUUAACAUUCAUCUUUUAGUUUCUGCUGUGCCACCCCACUGGUUACUGCAUUCAUUUACAUAAGUUUUUAUACUCAAAAGAUUUUAUUUGUUGAACUGAGAGGAAUUUUCAUGUGUUUUAUGCUUCUGUUUUUAAAAAAAAAUUCAGAAAGUGUCUAAAACUGCCAGCCAGAGUGACCGAGUGGUUCUAGGCGCUUCAGUCAGGAACCGCGUGGCCGCUACGGUUGCAUGUUCGAAUCCUGCCUUGGGCAUGGAUGUGUGUGAUGUCCUUAGGUUAGUUAGGUUUAAGUAGGGGACUGAUGACCUCAGAAGUUAAGUCCCAUAGUGCUCAGAGCCCCCCCCCCCCUUUUUUUGUCUAAAACUUGAGUUGUUAGUGUGUGCUCAUACCUCAGCCAGUGAUAGAGGGAUUGAGUAAACCUCUAAAGCCAUACAACAAUGGAAAAAACAUGAUUGUAUGUGAAUAUUACUCUUAUACUGAAUCAGUAAACCAGAUGGUUUUGUUUGUUUUUUUAAUGGAUAUUAUGAUAGUACCAAAACAUAUUGAAUUCUCAAUGCUAAAAGCUGAAAUUUCCAUCUAUAGAUGAAAUGAGGAUAGUGCUUAGUUGCACACAUAAAUACCAGGUAAUUUUCUUCCUUGGAUCUUUUUAUUUGCAUCUUCUUCUGAAUACAAAUUUGCAGAAGAACUAAAGGUUUGUAAUAAGUAGCAUGAAAAUAUUGCAUAUUUUCAGAAGUGUACUUUCUUUAUUUUUAUAAACAAAAUUUAUUGAAUCUACUCUGCAGAUAUUUAUUGUGUUCCAAAUAAAAUAAAAUCCUCUUUGUUGUCCUGCCUAUAACAUGGUUAUUGUUUCAAGAAGGAUGCCUUAGACAGAUACAUGGUAUGAAUAUGACAAUAACUUUCCUGGAUAUAUACCAACUACCCAGGCAUAAGUUCUCUUGAUUCUUUUUUGUCUCUACAGAAAAUUUCAUUGUAGUACCUAUGCUGCAAAUACAUGCCAUAUUCUUCAGCAUCUUGCUUUCUUAGACUGGUCUUGCUCUCUCAUGGUCUGUAUGUAGAUCUUUUGCUUGGCAACACCUUGUUUAAUAAUCAUAAAGCAUUUCUCUGUGCUUUUAGCAAUUUUAUUUAUUUCAUUCGAGAUGUAGCAAAAACAAAUAUGUGAUAAUUUUUUAAAAAGUGAAGGCAGACAGUUAAAAAAUGCACAACAAAACAAGUACUGAGAAGAGCUUUCUGGGACCAAAGGAUUUGCCAUUGUUGUUGCUUUAGCUAAUUUACAGAAUAUGUAAAACUGAUUGUAGAUCAGAAAUGAGCUGCGUUAAUACAUAAUAAAGACCAGACAGAGAAAACUUAAUGAGAUAUUCUACACAAUAGAAGAAUGUUUUAAGAUGGUCAUCCAAGCCAAAAACCAGUUAACAUAAUAAAAGUAAUACUAUAGAAGACUAGCAUUUUUCAUUUAUUAAGUCUUGAAGUUGUAAUAAAUUUAAAAUGUGAAAUGUGUGUUUCUGUGCUGGUUAAAUAUAUGAUUGUAACUAUUUAUUUGAAUUUUAGAGGACCUUCCACACAAUUGUAUUACCCAUAUUCUUUCAUUAAAGUGAAUACAUUUUA
This is a messenger RNA of Schistocerca gregaria, 3485 nucleotides long. It is a transcript of the gene spict, whose product is annotated as magnesium transporter NIPA2. Gene Ontology annotation, cellular component: membrane. Bases 343 to 1470 code for a protein of 375 amino acids. Gene Ontology annotation, biological process: magnesium ion transport. NCBI's taxonomy places the organism in Eukaryota, Metazoa, Arthropoda, Insecta, Orthoptera, Acrididae. The transcript is spliced from 7 exons. Gene Ontology annotation, molecular function: magnesium ion transmembrane transporter activity. The record is from RefSeq and is a predicted model, not a curated record.